CCACGCUCUAGGCCAUGCAGAACUCGCGGAUUCCCCACGAAGGUGCAUAUGAAGCAGAUGAUGGAGAUGAGGCCUUUCAAGGCAUGGAUGCCUAUGUCGGAGACGAAGGAAAUGGUGAAACUAUGUAUGGCAUACAGAUAACUAGGGACGAAGAUGACGAUGACGAAGAUUAUACUGACGAAGACGAGGAUGAAGGUGUGGGGUUAGAUAUCGAUGAUUUAAUAGAGGAGAUAGAGGAAGCUGGUGACCUCGCCGCAGGAGAGGACGACGAGGAGUCUGCUGCUAUGCAAGGACUUGAAGAUUCUCAGGAUCCUGCAACUCGCUUCGACUCUCUUGUUCAAAGAAUACUUUCAGCCCAGGCUGACACGGAGAACGACACCUCAUCGACCAAUACACUCGGUCGCGUCUUAGCGUUCCUUCGAUCCGGUUCUACAAGGCUAACAGUGGUUCCCAAUGCGAGGUCUAGGACUACGACGGAAGAAGUAUCGGAUGAUGACUUCACGCGCACGACGGGUCAGGCCAACACCGCAUAUAACCGACGGAACUGGGUACAGUCAUGGUGGAAGAAACCUCACACGGAACCUCAACCCGCUGGGGUUGCUCUGCUAAUGGGCGGAGAGUUUGGGCGCAUCGGACGAAAGAUGCAUAAUCUGCCAGACGGCAGUCGGAACUUUUCGCGUAUUUUAAGGGAGAGGUCAAUGCGCAUUCAGCCAAUGCCGAAGCAAGACUUAACAGAGUAUAUGGUACCAAACUCUGCCGGUGCUGAGGUUUCUGCAUACCAAGCAAACGUGUACUCUGGUCAAUAUAGUGCAGAUUCCUCCUUCUAUUACGUUUGCUGCAAAGAUUUCAAUCUUCAUGUAUACGAUACAACUGCCAUGCCUUCGAAGGAGGCGCACAACGACCGUCGACAUGGACAUAGAACACGGAUGAAAGUUCAUAAAAGUAUAAAGGGGAUUCCCGAAGGAUGGACGAUCCCGGAUUCACAUUUGAGUUCCGACAACGAGAGGUUGAUUUAUUCUUCUAUGAGCCCUACGGUAUACAUGGUCAAGACUCUGGAAUACGACUCCACCCAAGUUGCAAUCAAUUUUGCUGAUGCAGGCCGGAGGUCCUACGGCUGGGGAUAUGGGGACGACACAUGUAUAUGGAGUUGUCGCUUUUCCGCUGAUGGGAAUGAGGUCAUCGCGGGAGGAGGGGGGAAGAUAUUCGUAUACGACCUGUUGGCAGACAGACGGACAGUCAAAAUAUCUGCGCACUUUGACGAUGUCAAUAGCUGUUGUUGGGCUGACCAAGGCAGUAACGUAUUGGUUAGUGCUUCUGACGACACCUUCAUCAAAGUUUGGGAUCGUCGAUCAUUGGGUUCAUCAACACGCCCCUCUGGAGUUCUCAUAGGACAUACAGAGGGCAUUACAAACGUUUCGGCAAAAGGCGAUGGACGAUAUGUCAUUUCUAAUGGGAAAGAUCAAGCACUACGAUUAUGGGAUUUGAGAAAAAUGACGCCCAAUUCAGAAUAUAACAAAGUCAAGGAUACACAUUACGGUCUAGAAGGCUUUGACUACAGAUACGUGGAAAACGACAGACCACAAAGGCGGCCUGCACAUCCUAAGGAUUGUAGUAUCAUGACUUACCGGGGACAUUCCGUUCUGCGAACCCUGAUUAGAUGCCACUUCAGUCCAGCGGAGACUACUGGAGGCCGUUACAUUUACUCUGGAUCGUUCGAUGGUCGAAUUCACGUCUGGUCAUUGGAUGGUCGUGUUGUACAAAUUCUCGAUCGUUCGGAAACGCUUCCAUUAAGCUUUGAUUACUCUGGCCCUGAGCUACCCCCGAAACAUAGCGGCAGUCCUUGCGUGCGCGACGUUACCUGGCACUCGCGUGAGCCUGUCAUGCUUAGCGCGGCAUGGGGUUCUCACGGGACUAGCUCAGUGGCACGGCACGAGUGGAAAGGUUUGACAAAGAUGAAUCAUAAUUUGGAAGAUUGGGUAGAAAAGAUGUCCAGUGAGGGAAGGGAAAGGCACAGGAAUGGUGUACCAUUGAGACGAUCACAACGAUUUGCCCGCAUGUCAGGUCGUCUCCCUGGAUCAUUAUACGAUGACGAUGACGAUGAAUACGACGAGGAUUACCAUGACUAUGACUAUUACUAAAAAAUCAUGUUUCUCUACACAGUCCCGCUCGUAUAUGUUGUGUACUUGUACUUCGUUUUGCAAUCUGCUGUCUUAGUAGCCUACAUAGUCCAGUCGACAAAAUGUACUGAAAGUCGUUUGUCC
Molecule: messenger RNA, 2261 nt
Organism: Fomitiporia mediterranea MF3/22
Lineage: Eukaryota; Fungi; Basidiomycota; Agaricomycetes; Hymenochaetales; Hymenochaetaceae
Product: WD40 repeat-like protein
Exons: 11
Coding region: 15-2138 (707 amino acids)
Biological process (GO): proteasome-mediated ubiquitin-dependent protein catabolic process
Cellular component (GO): Cul4-RING E3 ubiquitin ligase complex
Molecular function (GO): protein binding
Source: RefSeq, a predicted model, not a curated record